This is a messenger RNA of Jaculus jaculus (lesser Egyptian jerboa), 851 nucleotides long. RefSeq names its product translocator protein (gene Tspo). The transcript has 4 exons. NCBI's taxonomy places the organism in Eukaryota, Metazoa, Chordata, Mammalia, Rodentia, Dipodidae. Gene Ontology annotation, molecular function: cholesterol binding. The record is from RefSeq and is a predicted model, not a curated record. Bases 85 to 594 code for a protein of 169 amino acids. Gene Ontology annotation, cellular component: membrane; endoplasmic reticulum.
CCCAGCCGCGGCCACUUCCCGGCGCAGCGGCCUUCCGGGAGCAGCGGGCGCGAACUUUCUGGAACAGCAGCCUCAGCAGCCAUCAUGGCUCCACCCUGGGUGCCCGCCGUGGGCUUCACACUGGCACCCAGCCUGGGGGGCUUCGUGGGUGCCUACUUUGUGCGUGGCGAGGGCCUCCGUUGGUAUGCCAGCCUGCAGAAGCCCUCUUGGCAUCCGCCCCGCUGGGCCCUGGCUCCUGUCUGGGGCACGUUGUAUUCAGCCAUGGGGUUCGGCUCCUACGUGGUCUGGAAAGAGCUGGGGGGCUUCACGGAGGAGGCUGUGGUUCCCCUGGGUCUCUAUGCCGGUCAGCUGGCCCUGAACUGGACAUGGCCCCCCAUCUUCUUUGGUGCCCGGCAGAUGGGUUGGGCCUUGGCAGACCUCCUGCUCAUCAGUGGGGCAGCAACUGCCACAACCGUGGCCUGGCAUCGGGUGAGCCCACCGGCUGCCCGCCUGCUCUACCCCUACCUGGCCUGGCUGGCCUUUGCCACCGUGCUCAACUACCACGUGUGGCGCAAUAACCACGGCCGGCCCGGGGGUCGGCGGCCUCCGGAGUGAGGAUGCCCACACUGCCAAGGACUGCAGCAUCACCAGGCGCCACGGGUGGUGGUAGUCAUCACGCUUUUAUGGCCACCAGGCCUGCUCAUCUGCCUGGAUCUCGGUCUGGUGGGUGGGUGGGGGGGAGGAGUCACCAUCAGUUCCAGAGGUGGUCCUUGCUGACUCCUGUCUAGGAACAGCAGCCUGUCUUCCCACGCUGCUCCCAGCGUGCUUUUGCAACAUGGGGUUUUACAAGCCAAAUAAAGUUUUUAACUUUG